CGCAGGCUGCAGCCAUGGUUGGAACGCUAGGAUGACCGCGGAGGAGAUCGACGCCUGCGAGAUCACAAGUGUAUAGGCGAUGGAGGACAUCGUUGGUUAACACUUAAGACCACUUGUUAUCAAACGGAGGUUUGUUUGCUGAAUUCUAAUCACGGGGGAUUUAUUUUUGGGAACCAGGAUUUUAUAUCUCUAUCCCAGUUCAGACUUCAGAGUGCUGAUACUUGAAAGUUGAAAUAGGUAAAACAGUUGUCUUCUUUUCGUCUAUAGCCAUUUUGAAACUAAUCCGUGCAACCUCCCUUGUCAACAAGUUUUAGUCCAAUGCUUUUCUACACAACGUGUAUUUUAACGUAUAUACUACUCACGACUUUGGGAUCCAACACUUUCUUAUGAUGCAUGUGCAGUGGUUAAAAUCAGUAGCCCCUAUUAUACACCAGAUUAGGAAGGGAAUCCACAACUAAGCUGUAUACUGGAUUAAAUCCAAAUAGUUGCGUCUAGAUUUAGGCAGGACCAUGGUCCGUCCUGUAGGCAACAUAUGACAGAUGAUCGGUACUUGGCUUUUUAAUAUGUGCAAAGUCCAUGCCACUCAGUACUGCUGGACAAAAAUAAUCGUAUGCAGGGUUUGAACCAACAAUCAACAGUAUCACACAUACGCAUGUACAUGAUAACCAAUUUAACUAGUUGGGUUUGCAUGUUUCUUGUGAAAGGAGGAGCUGUAGUAAUGAUGGCAGCUAGUUAUUCUGCACAAACACUACAAGUCCACAACAUGCUAUAAAAAUUCUAGAUCGUUGAUCAUGUUAUGCUAACUUCAUUCCAUUGUGAUCAUAAUAUAGAACAUUUGACGAGCCUUCCCAUUUACUAUGUGCAUAUAAGUACUAUAACAUUUGAUGCAGUGUCAGUGUUUCGUUGAAGCACGCUAUUCCUAUCAUGUACUCAUUUUGAUAUUGUAGUGAUCUGGUUUAAUCUUCAUGAUUUCUGUCUGUCUGCAAUAUCCACUAUUUGUGGAUGUUUAAUUUGAACUCAUCUUGCCUCCACCCCAUGUUUGCAUCCAAGAUAAUAUGAUAAUAUAUGCAGGGGCGGAGCUAGAGAAGUGCAUACCAGGGUGCCAAGCUCUAGAAUAGGGUGAAAGGUGAUAAGAAAAACUUGUCUUAACUUGUUCCAUUUUUCGUUGGACUUGGCUUGGGAUUUUAUUAUCAAUAUUGGAAGCACACUUUGCUUAUUUGUUGGUCUAUAUGCAUUUCUAAUUGUUUUUCUCUUGUUCAUUUAUGUUGUGUGUGUCAAGAAAUUUCAUGUCAGGUACAUGAUUGUUUGGUUGACCAUGGUCUGUCCUGUUCGAUAGUUGGCCUUGGCCACAUUCCUCCCUAUUCACAUGUCCAUGCUAGCUCUCUCAGUUAAGAUGUCAGAGAUCUUAAUAGUUAUUUCAGGUGCUACCAAUGUCUUUCUCGGAGUAUGCCAUUCUCUUAAGUUUAUAGUGUCACUCAGCUUCUAAUGCAUUGACCCCUCAUUAGAUACAAUGACCACAACAAAAACUAAAAAGAAAUGUACCCUGUUAUGCAUGGAGAGAGAAAAUAUUUUCACCCCAAUGAAUCUGUCUCGCGAGAAAAGGGGGACAAAGUACUAUAUAAUAGGAGGAAAUGGAGUGUACAAAAUAAGACAUAGAUGUGUAUAUAAAUAGAAGGCUCGCAACAAAAUCUUCUCCCGAGAUAUGAAUUUCUUCGAUGCCAUUAAAUGCAAAAGAGAAAGUAUUCCCUAAAUGAAUAAACGUUCUACCAUUAAGUGAUAUGAUAAUUUAUACAUGUAGCAAAUGACAAGUAAUAAUACGAUAUGGAAAAUUGUAUCCAUAGUGCUAAUAUAGCACUAAAAAAAAUUAUCCAUCAAAAUAUCACGUAUACAAAUACCGUACUAAAACCGGACUAAUCCACUGAUAUAUAUGAUAAAUUUGAUUAUUAAUUUUUUGUUAUGUUUUCGAUAUUCCAUUAGGGAACUUUCAUUUUUGUUAACAUAUUGAUGUUGUCAAACCGAAAGAGCAACAUACAUAAAUAUAUUUGCAUUACCUUGUGCAAUCAUAUACAUGUUUAAGUAAACUUUUAGAUAUGAAGAGUGUUAGAAUGCAAAUAUGAAAGGGAUAUGGUGGUGGUUUCCUUUUCCUCAAAAUCCGGCUUUCUCGUUUUUACAAACCCAUUUUACUGAAGCAAAAAAAAAAUGAUAUAUUGUCCCUCCACCCAUCCCAAAUUCCCCAAUUAGAUUCCAGAACUCUGGCUAGGGCCGCGCCUAAAGAUCCAGCGGCGGUAGGGCAUGGUGGUCGGGGCCGCUAGCGAGAGGCACCAGGCGCUUCUCCUCGGAACCGGCUCCACCACAGAUCAGCACAGUACAAGUACACUAACGAAAAGCAUGUAGUGAAGGGCCUCAUUAUCAUGCGGUGAAGGGCACAAUACUGGGAAGACUAUGAGUAGGAGUGUGGUGCAUCACGGAAUCAGAGCAAGGGUGGCUUCCAUUCGAAGCAAAAGGGAUUCCCACCAGCAAAUGAUCUCACUUGUUACAGUUUUUUGGAUUGUUGGGUAUUAAAAAAUAGGGAUUGAUGCCUUGUGAAUGUUUAUGUAUACAAACGAAUUGUAUUGCCUAAAUUCAAAGAAACCAUAACUUUAUGUUAAAUGUUGAAAAGUAGCGCACUGUAAAAUUCUAUUUUUAACUCUAUAACAGAAGAUAUCUAACAUAGGUAAAGUACCAUGCUCUUUCUUAUUUCGAUCUUAAGAGUUAUUUUUAAGGUGGUACCAUGCUCUUUCUAAUUUGGAUCCAUUUCAAUUUAAUUCAUAGAGUUCAUUCGAAUAUGAAAUACCAUGUGGUAAUUAAUGUAUCACUUAGUUCACCUACUGUCCGAGUUAAGCAUUAUAGUUUUAAGCUGUUAGAAUUGAUGGCUAACACAUAGUAUAUGAACUUAAACUAUUAAAAAAAAGUGCAUACAUUGCAUAUUCGCAUUCUAACACUCUUAGUGUCUAAAGUUUACUUAAUAACACUUAUGAUUGUACAACGUGUUACAAAUAUAAUUUUGUAUGUUGCUCAUUCGGUUCGACAAACAGAUAUGUUAAGAACGAGAACGAAAGUACCCUAACCGACUAUCCAAAACAUAACACGAAUUAAAAGAUCACAUUUAUGAUAUAAUUUGGUGAAAUAGUUCGGUUUUAGUAUGGUUUCUGUAUAUUUGAUGGAUAAUUAUUGUUUUGGUGCUAUUUAGCAAUAAGGACACAAUCGUUCGUUCUGUAUUAUUACUUGUCAUUUGUUACAUGUAUAAUUAUCAUAUCACUUGUAGUAUGACUAUUUAUGUAGAAAAGAUUUUCUUUUGCAUUAAAUGACAUUGAGGAAAUCCAUAUCUCUAAAGAUUUUGUCCCGGGUUAUCUAUUUAUACACAUGCCCAUGUCUUAUUCUGUAUACUCCAUCCCCUCUUGCUAUAUAGUCCCUUUUCCCCCUUUUCUCGCGAAACGUAUUCAUUGAGGUGAGAACAUUUUACAUCGUUUCUCUCUUUGUGCCUAACGUGGAUAACUUUGGUUACAUUUCAUUUUAAUUUUUGUUGUGGUCAGGGCCUGCGCAUUAUAAGUGGAGUGGCAAUAUAAACUUGAGACAAUGAAAUACUUCGAGAAAGAGCAUGGUAGCACCUUAAAAAUAACUCUUUUCUACUGCAAUGCCAUGUUAAAAGUAAUCUCAUUGGGUGUCGUGUGGUUUCUCUCUUCUCUCUUUUUUCUUGCCAUAUUAUGAGAUGAUGCCAUCAAGACAUGACUUUUGGAUGUUUUCUUAUCUUGAUUUACUACCUUUUCUACCGCAAUGCCAUUGCAUACAUGGAUACGUCUUCAUCUGAUUGGGUCGGGUGUUAAAUUCCUUCGAGUAUUUUGUACUGUCCUUAUUCAUGUUCACACUCCCCGUCUUUUAGUUUAUUUGUAUGUGUACACAAAAUUAUGCAUUGUGUUUGCAUUGCAUCCGGUACUAUAUAUUCACCCCUUUGGACUCUUCAAAAGACAACUCAACCCACACAUGUGCCCUCCCCAAUCCUUUCGGUGCUUCAGUUACGCGACAACAACUCUAUGAUUGAUUUCCUCAAAAUUCAUAAUCGUGAUCUUCAUGAGCUAUGCGGGAUUGAAGCCGGUUGCUCUAUCCAUGCCUCAAGGUAGCGGACCACAAUCUUCUGAAGGCUCGAAGUCGGGUCUUGGUGAGGCAGGCUCGAACUCCGGUCUUGGUGAGGCACAUCCUUGUGAGAGCUCGAACUCCGGUCUUGGCGAGACAAGCCCUGACUUCAGUGGUGCCAGUUUCUCGUUGGAUGACAACGAGAUCAACGCCUACAACGGCAUCCUGAACCUCCAAGCGCCUGACUUCACCACCGUCAUGGCGAUUGUGCACGGCGAAGGGUACUGGACCGAUGUUGCGUGGUACUUCCAGGACUCUGACUUCGUGACUCUCCUCAACUUCAUGAACAGCCUCGGGCCAGAGACCGUCGAGGACGAGGACUUUCUUAACUUUGCCAACAUCGUGAGCUUCACAAACAGCCUCGGGAAGGAGUCCGACGAAGAAGACGACAUGGUCAGGGUGUUGCUGAAUGUGGAUGAUGUUUCGGAAGAAUUGUGAGCAGGCAGGGGGGAGAUAGAGCGUAGGGCGUGUGCUGCCAUCAUCUGGAAGACUAAGUAUGCUUGAAUAUGAAGUUGUGUGGCGCUGGGUUAUUUUUUAUGUUAUGCCAAAACUAUAAAUUUUAUUCAGAUUGGUUAGUGUGUUGUAUGGCUGAUGUCUCCGUGCCGUGGGGCGGAGAGGUGAUGUAUCAUGUAUGUUUGUUUCUUG
Molecule: messenger RNA, 4815 nt
Organism: Lolium rigidum
Lineage: Eukaryota; Viridiplantae; Streptophyta; Magnoliopsida; Poales; Poaceae
Exons: 4
Coding region: 4108-4608 (166 amino acids)
Source: RefSeq, a predicted model, not a curated record